Messenger RNA from Lotus japonicus, 3098 nucleotides. Its product is annotated as protein MAIN-LIKE 2-like. Bases 1647 to 3098 code for a protein of 483 amino acids. The record is from RefSeq and is a predicted model, not a curated record. The transcript has 2 exons. Lineage: Eukaryota; Viridiplantae; Streptophyta; Magnoliopsida; Fabales; Fabaceae. Gene Ontology annotation, biological process: meristem maintenance; meristem development.
UUCAAUUUACAUAGUCUAGAAAGCACAAUUUAAUAGUCUCUUAAAUCUUACCCUUCAAUACAUUAGACAUUUAUGCACAAUUUCUAUAGUCUAGAAACAUCAGUACAUGAGUACAGUUCAUCACAAUUUACACACACACACGGCCUCAUGUAUUGUGUACAUAUGUUUUUUCACAAUUUACAACUCAACACACACACUGCCACAUGGUUUUUAUUUGUAAAUUGAUUCACAAAUCACACACACACCACCUGAGCCUCACAAUUCACUCUGCACACACACCACACGGCCACGUGAAAUUGAAAAUCAAGCUUCAAUGAGACAAUGACAAUACCCAUUUCAAUUCUUGAUUCACUCCCUGCCUCUCACUUCCUCCUCCCCCUCACUCACCCACACGGCCAUUGAAGGCUCACUUCCUCCUCCCCCUCACAGCCUCACUCACCCACGCGGCCAAAUGCCCAAAUGGGUAUUGCUCAAAAGAUCUGCUCCUUCCUUCAACAGCCUCACCCACCCACGCCUCACUCUCUGUCUCUCUCAAUCCCCAGUUCCAGUCUUCCAGACCCUCACGGCCUCACCCACCCACCAAUGCCAGCACAAAUUCACAGCACAAUCGAUUCACACUUUCACAAAUCACAGAGAUACAGAGCAAUUAAGAAAUUUUACCUACUUCUGCUUGGUGGAGGGAUCAAUUGGUGAACUGGUGGUGUCGUGGUGGUGAAGCCGUGCGUGCCGUGAAGCGUUGAAGGAAGAGGACAAGAGGUGAAGCCGUGCCCGUGGGAAUUAGAUUUCCCACCCCUGGGUUUAGAAUUGCCACCCCAUUUAAAAGUGGGGAAAAACCAAUAUUGCCCCUCCGUGUUUUAGUCCGAAUGUAUAACAUUCGGACUCCUCCGAAUUUUCAAAUGUCGGACUCAGUUAAUAAUAGAACAAAACUAUCAAUUCAGAUUCACAUUUGUAACGGGACAGAACAUCAACUCUCGGACUGGUUCAGGAGAAGCGACCCAGAGGCACCCAAAUCGACCCACACAUCACGACCAAAAGCAACCAAGAAUCAUCUGUGAUUCAAAACCGACCACACUGAGGUAAUUUGUUGGAAUCCACGACCAAGAAUCAUGUGUAUUUUGAAUCAUGUGUAUUUUGAUGAGUUAGUGUUGUGAUUUCAAAUUUAGGGUUUCAAAUUUAGGUAUUUCAGAUUAGGUUAGGUUUCGAAUCCCUUUUUAUGAGUUGAUUUGGUGAAAUUUCAUUCCUAUUGUGAUUUCUGGGGUAUAUGGGGUUCUGAGGUGCGAAUUUGGGGAUAUUCGUACUCCGAAUCUUGAAGAUUCGGACUGGUUCAGGACUUCAAGAUUCGGACUGGUCCAGGACUUCAAGAUUCGGACUUGAGAGAUUCAGUACUGUCUCUCCUAUUGCUUCUGUUAUUGUUUUUCAUGAUAAGAUGAAUGGGGUGAAGAUAAUUUCCAUGCUUUUGGCUAUCUUAGGGUAGUGGUUAAGGACAUAACCAACUUGAGAUUUCACAUUUGAAUUUCAUAACAUUAUUUGAAUUGUAUUGAAAUUUCAUAACAUUAGUUUACUGUGUAUACUUGUGGAUUGCUUCAACUAGUUAGUUACUCAUUACAUAGCUAUUAAUCUGUUUUCCUUAUUUUUUCUGAUAGAUUAUGGCGAGGACAAAGCAAACUAAGAGGGUAUCGUCUGAAGAGUUGGCCGAUCGUCGUGCCUAUCUCCACGCUUCUCAUAGGCGAGGUGAUCAUGAUACAGAUGUGUCGACUUCUCGGAAGCGGGCUAGGAAGGGGGCUCCGAAGGCGACCACUGAGGUUCCUGCCCCUGCUACUGAGGUUCCUGCUACUCAGGUUCCUGAUACUGAGGUUCCUGCCCCUGCUACUGAGGUUCCUGCUACUCAGGUUCCUGCUACUGAGGUUCCUGCUCUCUCGACGCCUGAGGUUACUGCUACUGAGGUUUCUCCUCAGUCGACGCCUGAGGUUACCGCCCACGAUACUGUUGAGCCUUCCACCUCUUCACUUGAUAUUGAUGCAGUUGAGGAGUCGGAGUCGGAGUCGGAGUCGGAGUCGGGGUCGGAGUCGGGGUCUGAGUCUGAGAUUGAGGGUGAGGAUGUAGAGGUAGAGGAUCCGAAUAUGCCGCCGCUCCAGAGAGAUCCACCGUUUCCUGGUGGGCCGGUUGAGUUGUCACUUCUGCAGCAUUACCCGGAUCACAUAGCGCCGUGGACGUGGCAUACCCUACUAGGCACCACUGACCCUCGUUAUUCUGAGCGAGGUGAUUUGAGGCUUGCCACUGCUGGUACGAAGCUCGGGCUGAUGACGUGUGAGGGGGACAAUUACAGGGAGGUCCGCUUGAUUGUGGAGAGGAGCGGACUGUAUCCACUGGUCAGGUGCAGCUAUGUAGAGACGGAUCCAGGGCUUAUAUCGGCCCUUGUGGAGAGGUGGCACGAGGAGACUAGUAGUUUCCACAUGCCAUUUGGGGAGAUGACUGUCACCCUUGACGACGUCUCCGCUCUUCUUCACAUCCCGGUUGGUGGGAGAUUCUACACUCCAGGAGUGGCCUCGAGAUAUGAUGUGGCAGAGACCUGCGCUUUGCUGUUAGGGGGGGAUGCAGAUUUGUACAUGGCUGAGUUUGAUAAGCUUAGGGGUCCGACUAUGAGGUUCAGCUUCUUGCGAGACCUUUACCCGAAAGCUGUUGCAGAGGGGCGGUACGAGCAUGCAGCCAGGAUGUACCUGAUGCAUCUUGUUGGCGCGACAUUGUUCGCCGACAAGAGUGGGGGGCACUCAUUCUCUGCCCGUUGGAUAGGCAUGCUACAGGAUCUUGAGCGGGUGUCGGAGUUCGCGUGGGGCGCCAUGGCCCUUGCCACGUUGUACGACCAGCUUGGACAGUCUUCUCGCAGCGGGGUCAAACAGUUGGCCGGUUACACUUCCCUGUUGAUGGCCUGGGUCUUUGAGCACUUUCCAGACAGGCUCGUUCGCCGGUAUGCGAACCCGGCUUACACAGAGGACCAGCCCAGAGCUCGUAGGUGGACAGAGUCACGGUCGGGGCAUGCUAGGCUUGACGAGAGGCGAGUACUACUUGAUGAGUUGACAGCAUGUCGACAGCAUGAAUAA